Hirundo rustica (Barn swallow) is the source of this 4808-nucleotide messenger RNA. RefSeq lists its product as uncharacterized. The transcript is spliced from 3 exons. NCBI's taxonomy places the organism in Eukaryota, Metazoa, Chordata, Aves, Passeriformes, Hirundinidae. The record is from RefSeq and is a predicted model, not a curated record. Bases 762 to 1889 code for a protein of 375 amino acids.
GAAUCAGCGCCGGGCUCCUUCCGCUGGAUGGAUUCAAACGGGAAUCCCGUGUGCCAGGAUGGAUUCUAACAGGGAUCCCAGAUUCCAGGAUGGAUUCUAACAGGGAUCCCGUGUGCCAGGAUGGAUUCUAACAGGGAUCCCGUGUGCCAGGAUCAGUGGGACCAGUCCUGAGCUCAGCUCCUGGUGUCCCGACGGGAAUUCGGCUUGGGAAUUGUCAGCUCCGAGCGCCAGCGCUGUUUGCUGUGAGAGGGAGAGGCGAGGAAUCAGCGCCGGGCUCCUUCCGCUGGAUGGAUGGAAACAGGGAUCCUGUGUGCCAGGAUGGAUUCAAACAGGAAUCCCGUGUGCCAGGAUGGAUUCAAAUGGGAAUCCCGUGUGCCAGGAUGGAUUCAAAUGGGAAUCCCGUGUGCCAGGAUGGAUUCAAACGGGAAUCCCGUGUGCCAGGAUGGAUUCAAACAGGGAUCCUGGGUGCCAGGAUGGAUUCUAACAGGGAUCCCGGGUUCCAGGAUGGAUUCUAACAGGGAUCCCGGGUUCCAGGAUGGAUUCUAACAGGGAUCCCAGGUUCCAGGAUGGAUUCAAACAGAAAUUCCAUUUGCCAGGACUGGUGGGACCAGUCCUGAGCUCAGCUCCUGGUGUCCCGAGGGGAAUUCUGCUUGGGAACUGUCACAUCUGAGUGCCAGCGCUGUUCCUUGUGGUUCCCUGUGAGGAAUUAACCCUGGUCUCCUUCCCCUGGAUGGAUUGAAACAGGAAUUCCAUGUGCCAGGAUGGAUUCAAACAGGGAUCCUAUGUUCUGGGAUGGAUUCAAACAGGGAUCCUGGGUUCCAGGAUGGAUUCAAGCAGGGAUCCCGGGCUCCAGGAUGGAUUCAAGCAGGGAUCCUGUGUUCCAGGAUGGAUUCAAGCAGGGAUCCCGGGUUCCAGGAUGGAUUCAAGCAGGGAUCCCGGGUUCCAGGAUGGAUUCAAACAGGGAUCCUGUGUUCCAGGAUGGAUUCAAGCAGGGAUCCUGUGUUCCAGGAUGGAUUCAAGCAGGGAUCCCGGGUUCCAGGAUGGAUUCAAGCAGGGAUCCCGGGUUCCAGGAUGGAUUCAAGCAGGGAUCCCGGGUCUGGCAGGGAUGGAUUCAAGCAGGGAUCCCAGGUUCCAGGAUGGAUUCAAGCAGGGAUCCCAGGUUCCAGGAUGGAUUCAAGCAGGGAUCCCGGGUUCCAGGAUGGAUUCAAGCAGGGAUCCCGGGCUCCAGGAUGGAUUCAAGCAGGGAUCCCGGGUUCCAGGAUGGAUUCAAGCAGGGAUCCCGGGCUCCAGGAUCGGUGGGAGCGAGGGAGUGGCCAGUGCUCCCUGGGGCCGUGGCCACCAGCACGGCCAGCGUCUCUGCCCCGCAGGGUGGGAGAAUCCAGCCGGCUCCCCGGGUCUGGCAGGGCUUGGAUGCUGGGUUUGGGAUCUCGGGAUGGGUUUGGGGAUCUCCCUGGGAUGUGCUCGGGCGCCCCGAGGACAGCAAGGACUGCGCACGAGGUCGUGCUGCAGCGACCGAGGUCGCUCCCGUCCCUCACCCUGACCUUUGUUUCCCCGCAGGUUUUGGCGUUCCUGGAGGGAAUUCCUGCUGGGAUCUCCUGGAGAGGACCCCGGACCUGACCGCGCCCAGGAGCGGCGCUCGUCCCCUCCACCGGGAUCCUCCCGAGCCAGGGUUCGCCCCUGGACGCUUCCCCUGCGCUGGGAUCCCCAGCCCGGAUUUGGGAUGGGAUUUGGAUGCUCCCUUCUGUCCGCAGCUGGGAAUGGCACGGCCGGGAGGCUGCUCCUCCCAAACCCCGUGGAUUUACUGCUCUUGGCAUCAUCCUGCUGCCGCCGGCUCCGGCACAGGGAAAUUCCCGAGGGACACACGUGGAAAAGCAGCACUCACAGCCUGAGGCUGCAACUCCCUCUUUUCCUGGGCUACUCUGAGCAUCCUGGCUCUGGAGAAGGAUUCCCUGCACUCCUGGAGGACAAAUCCUGCUGCUCUGAGGCCUCGCCAGCGAUCCUGUGCCUCAGACCCUGCCCUGCUCGGAGCUCCUGAAGCGUUUGUGGUGCCGCUCUCCAGUUUCAGGCACCCCAAAAGGACAAAGAGCCCCAAAUCCGCUCCCCUCGGAACACCAAAUUCCAGGGUCCCUGCUGAAGGCUCGGGUGAGGGACACAGGGGACAGCCAGGAGCAGCUCUGAGGAUGGACAAUGCAGCUCAGGACACAGGGGACAGCCAGGAGCAGCUCCUGAGGAUGGACAAUGCAGCUCAGGGACACAGGGGACAGCCAGGAGCAGCUCUGAGGAUGGACACUGCAGCUCAGGGACACAGGGGACAGCCAGGAGCAGCUCUGAGGAUGGACACUGCAGCUCAGGGACAGCCAGGAGCAGCUCCUGAGGAUGGACAAUGCAGCUCAGGGACACAGGGGACAGCCAGGAGCAGCUCCUGAGGAUGGACACUGCAGCUCAGGGACACAGAACAGCCAGGAGCAGCUCCUGAGGAUGGACACUGCACCUCACGGACACAGGGGACAGCCAGGAGCAGCUCCUGAGGAUGGACACUGCACCUCACGGACACAGGGGACAGCCAGGAGCAGCUCUGAGGAUGGACACUGAAGCUCAGGGAACAGCCAGGAGCAGCUCCAAGGACAAAUCCUGCAUCUGCAGCUCAGGGACAGGCAGGAGCAGCUCCGAGGAUGGAUACUGCUGCCCAGGGACACAGGGGACAGCCAGGAGCAGCUCCCAAGGAUGGACACUGCAGCUCACGGACACAGGGGACAGCCAGGAGCAGCUCCGAGGAUGGACACUGCAGCUCAGGGACACAGGGGACAGCCAGGAGCAGCUCCUGAGGAUGGACACUGCAGCCCAGGGACACAGGGGACAGCCAGGAGCAGCUCUGAGGAUGGACACUGCAGCUCAGGACACAGGGGACAGCCAGGAGCAGCUCCUGAGGAUGGACAAUGCAGCUCAGGGACACAGGGAACAGCCAGGAGCAGCUCCUGAGGAUGGACACUGCACCUCAGGACACAGGGGACAACCAGGAGCAGCUCCUGAGGAUGGACAAUGCAGCUCAGGGACAGGCAGGAGCAGCUCCUGAGGAUGGACACUGCAGCUCAGGACACAGGGAACAGCCAGGAGCAGUUCCCCAGGAUGGACACUGCAGCCCAGGACACAGGGAACAGCCAGGAGCAGCUCUGAGGAUGGACACUGCACAUCAGGGACACAGGGGACAGCCAGGAGCAGCUCUGAGGAUGGACACUGCACCUCAGGACACAGGGGACAGCCAGGAGCAGCUCCUGAGGAUGGACACUGCAGCUCAGGGACACAGGGGACAACCAGGAGCAGCUCUGAGGAUGGACACUGCAGCCCAGGGACACAGGGAACAGCCAGGAGCAGCUCUGAGGAUGGACACUGCAGCUCAGGGACACAGGAGACAGCCAGGAGCAGCUCCUGAGGAUGGACACUGCACCUCAGGACACAGGGGACAGCCAGGAGCAGCUCCUGAGGAUGGACACUGAAGCUCAGGGAACAGCCAGGAGCAGCUCCAAGGACAAAUCCUGCAUCUGGAGCUCAGGAACAGCCAGGAGCAACUCCGAGGAUGGACACUGCAGCUCAGGGACAGGCAGGAGCAGCUCCGAGGAUGGACACUGCACCUCAGGGACAGCCAGGAGCAGCUCCGAGGAUGGAUACUGCUGCCCAGGGACACAGGGGACAGCCAGGAGCAGCUCCGAGGAUGGACACUGCAGCCCAGGGACACGGGGGACAGCCAGGAGCAGCUCCAAGGACAAAUCCUGCAUCUGGAGCUCAGGGACAGCCGCUCGCCCCCGGCAGUGAUGGAACAUCAGGGUGGGAGAGGUUCUUCCCCCAGCUCCAAACCAAAGCCAGCUCCUCGGCCGCUCCUCCCUGGAACUCCAGAUCCCUCCCCGGGAGCGGCAUUCCUGCCGGAGCUGAGCUCCUCCCACAUGCACUGACAGGGCUCCAUCGGCGAUUUUCGGCUGGGCUCUGGGAAUUGUCCCGUUGGAUCCUGGCCAUGGAUGGAUGGAUGGAUGGAUGGAUGGAUGCUGAAGAGCUCUUGGGCCAAACAGGAGCUCAGGGAUUUUCUCUGGCAAGGACCAAGCGCUUGCCCGGUUUCCAGUGGAUUUUUUGUCGUUAUUUUUAUUUUCACCCCUCUGCACUUUUUGCUGUUUUGCUGUGUUUUGGGGGUUUGGGUGUUUCCUGAGGAUGCCGGAGCUGCAGUGAAUCCCGUGGUGGGAACUGGAGCCUCUGGAGGAGCAGGAGCUGGGCUGAUGCUGGGGUUUCAAACUGCCUGGCAGGGGCUGGGCGGCCUCGGGAGGCUCCUUCUGCCACACCUGGAACAUCCCAGCGGAUCCCAGCCCAGGUGGGACCGGGGAGGAGGAGCAGGAACGGGGGAAAGCCGAACCACAGCCAGGGGAACGUCACCAGGAGGGGAAUGUCACCCUGAGAGACAAUUAAAUAAAUUGUAUUUAAUAAACCCCACUGGCUCCGGGAGUGCUGGAUGUUGUUUUCCAUUUCCUACGUUUCCAGGGGAUUUUGGGGAUGCCUUGGAUUGUCCUGAGAAACUCCUGCCCUAACAAAGCCCUGGGGUUUAAGGCCUUCAUUUUGCAGGAAAGUUCUCCCGUCCUUCCCCUCUUCCCCUCCCAGCCUUUCACCACCGCUGCCGUCCCUCCUGCUCCAAAAGCCACUGAAAUGCAAAUGAUUUCCCCUGAAAUCCCCUUGUUAAUUGUCCCUGGAUUCUGUUCCCUCCUGCCCUGCAAGCACCGGAAGGUGCCGUGUGGAAAUAAAACAUGAAAGGGAUAUUCACGUCGUGGAAA